GGUGCAGGAGCAGCAGCACCGCCACCACCAGCAGCAGCAGCAGCAUCACCUCAGCAGUGAUGUUCGACGAGGGCGAAUCGCGUCCGCCGAUGCCGUCGCGGUGCUGAGCGAUGUCGCAUUUUAUUCGAGAGCAUGACGUGACCGCCGUUUGUCGUUGUGGCAGUAGUGGUUCUAGUGACGAUUCGAAUAUCGCUAAUAAAAGUUCUUUUGUCAUCAUUGUCAACGUAAUAAUUGUCCCGGGGGCCCCGUUAGCGUCAGAGGGUGCGUCGCCUCGGUGCACCGCCGUCGUCCCCUUUAAUCAUGUACGUUUCCGAGAUAACGUAAACGAAAAGCGUCAAGCGAAGUCGCAGAGGGGGCCCCUUGGGGCGGGGGCCGCGUGGUGAGCGGAGGAGGAGGAGGAGGAGGCGGCAGCAGCAGCUGCUGCGGCGUCACCACGUUGAUGAUGGCGUCGUCGUCCGACCAGCAGCAGCAGCAGCAGGCGUCGUCCAUCACGGCGGCGUCGUCGUCGUGCGGCGUCGUGGCGACCCACGGCCACGGCUUCCAGAAAAAGACCUUCCACAAGCCCACCUAUUGCCACCACUGCGGCGACAUGCUCUGGGGCCUUAUCCAACAAGGCUUCGUAUGCGAAGUGUGCAACUUCGUGGUGCAUGAACGCUGCCUAAAGACCGUCGUAUCUCCAUGUUCCAGCUUAGCGGCGAGCUUAGUCAAGAAUCCAGUGGCGCACUGCUGGUCGGAGGCCCAACACCAAAAACGGAAAUUCUGCAACGUGUGCCGCAAACGAUUGGACGACUGCGACUCGAUCCAUUGCGAAAUUUGCCAGUACUACGUGCACGUGGAGUGUCAGGACUUUGCGGUGCCGGAUUGCAAGGAAAACGCCACGUACACCCCCGGCAAAGAACUGGAGGAGGUGGUGCACACGCACCAUUGGCGCGAAGGGAAUUUGCCCGGGGGCAGCAAGUGCGAGCACUGCAGGAAAACCUGCUCGAACACCGAGUGUUUGUCCGGGUACCGGUGCGAGUGGUGUCGCAUGACCUGCCACGCGAUGUGCCAUUUUAACGUGGACCGCGAGUGCACCUUCGGGGUCUUGGGGCCCAUCUAUCUGCCCCCGCACGCCGUCAGCAUCCCCCGCACCGAGGUACCGAUGGAGGCGAUCAUAGGGGUGCAAGUGCGUCGCAAGGACACCCUUUCACCACGCAGCACCUCGGAGGAGUUUAGCAGCGGCGGGGACACCAGUCGCUACAAGGACCUGGAGGACGCCAACGCCUCCCAAUCGCACGGUUCGGGCAUCAAGGAGAAACAGGACAAGACCAAGAAGGGCGAGGAGGAACGUGACGAAGAAGUAAUAAAAGUCUUCGACGGCAACAACUCGCUGAGACGUCGCAUUUUCCGGGCGAUCGUGGUCGCCCGUCAGGCCUCCCUGCUCCAGGUGCUCGUCCAGGCGUUGCGCGCCUUCCACAUCACCAAGGACCCGGACCAGUUCUACCUGACCGACCUGUACUCGCCGGAGGAGGAGGUACUGCACGACCCCGCUCCGGUCCUCGCGCUACACCGCAAAGAGGGCAAACGACCCGCCGUCUUCCUGCGGUUCCGCGACAAGGACAACGACUCGGGGGAGGUGCGCGUCUAUCCCGGAAAAUUGCUGCAGUCGCGGGCCUUUUGCACCAUCCCCGUCGACUCGAAUUCCACCGUAGCCGAUUUAAUGAGGGAGGCCUUGAAACGGUUCGAUCUCGAUUAUAAAGUGGAGGAGCUGCGUUGCAUCGAGGUCCUUCUGGAUAGAGGAGUGACGGAACGAGUGUUGUCCUGGAACGAACGACCCUGGGAGAUAAUGAAGAACCUGGGCAGGGACAGCAUCAGACAGAUGGAGCUGAUGCGGUUUUAUUUGCAACUGAAGAAGGACCCGCACGGCCCCAACGUGGCCCUGUUCAUCGGGAACCUGCCGCCCAACCUGUCGGAGCGCACUUACGAGAACAUUCUGAUGGACAUACUGGGGAGAGAGAACAAAUUCCUGAAAGUGGGCCCGAUUUACUACGAGUACGGCUCGAUGGUGAUCACUUUUAAAGACUCGGACACGGCGGUGCGGGCCCUGUACAUCCUGCGGGAAUCGCGACUCGAGGACACCAAGCAGCCCCUCCUGGUCAUGCUGUUGCCGAACAUCGAAGAGAAAAUGAUCCCCGCGGACGUGCAUCCCCUGCUCGUGUUCGUCAACAUCAAGUCCGGGGGUUGCCAGGGCCUGGAGCUGAUCUCGAGCUUCCGCAGACUACUGAACCCGUAUCAGGUGUUCGACCUGGACAUCGGAGGUCCCCUGCCCGGUCUCUACGUGUUCCGCAACAUCCCCAACUACAAGAUCUUGGUGUGCGGGGGGGACGGUACCAUAGGGUGGGUGCUGCAAUGUCUGGACAACGUCGGUCAGGACUCUCAAUGCUCGUCGCCCGCGUGCGCCAUCGUACCGUUGGGCACCGGAAACGACUUGGCCAGGGUGCUGCGAUGGGGCUCGGGGUACACGGGGGGCGAGGAUCCGUUGAAUCUGCUUAAAGACGUCAUCGACGCGGAGGAAAUACGACUGGACCGGUGGACGGUGGUGUUCCAUCCGGAGGACAAACCGGAGACGGCCUCGGAUAACGCGACGAGCGCCACCGCCGCCAAACAGGUCAACUCCACCGGUAAGAAGAGGCAAAAACUCAGCAGAAUGAAAGUGACCAAUGAGCAAAUUAAAAAAACAGUGGUGGCGGGAUCGACCAGCGAGGACAACUCUCAGAUCCUGGUGAUGAACAACUAUUUCGGGAUCGGUCUGGACGCGGACCUCUGCCUGGAUUUCCAUAACGCGCGCGAAGAAAACCCGGAAAAGUUCAUCAGUCGUCUGCAUAAUAAGAGCGUCUACGUGAAAAUGGGUUUGCGCAGGAUCGUCGGCCAAGGGAAGGUGUGCAUCCGGGAUCUACACAAACUGGUACAGCUGGAGGUCGAUUUUAAGAGGGUGAACAUUCCCCAGGUGGAGGGCAUCAUCGUGUUGAACAUUUUAAGUUGGGGAUCAGGGGCGAACCCCUGGGGCCCGGAGAACGACGGCAAGUUCUCCAAACCGACCCACUUUGACGGUUUAUUGGAGGUGGUGGGGGUCACCGGGGUGGUCCAUUUGGGCCAGAUUCAGUCCGGAUUAAGAUCAGCCAUGCGUAUUGCUCAGGGAAAACACAUAAAAAUCCAUUUGCACGCGGACAUUCCCGUACAAGUGGACGGCGAACCCUGGAUUCAGAGUCCUUGCGAGGUGGUUAUAUUGAAGUCCGCCCUAAAGGCGACGAUGUUAAAAAAGAAAAAGUUCAAGCGCCGCCCCACAGAACCGAACUUGGAACCGGCGGCGGCGGCAGUGGAGGCGGCCGAUACGAACGGGGGCGACGAGGCCCCCCAGAAGCACCAGGCGGGGCUGAACGAUUCCAAUCAGCCCCAUCAAACGGGGCAGAACAACCAACAGAUCGUUCAUCAGUGAACGGACGCCAAUGUUUUACGAUAGUGCACAAAUAGACAUUUAUUUUCAAUUUAUUUAAUUAUCAACAGAUGAUCUCAGUAUACCGGCACAUAGUGCGACGUUAAUUUCAUUUUAACGUUUACAAAUCUUAUAUUACCAAAGAGGUUUUUAGUUGCACCAUUUGUUUGCGGUACGGUCCUGAUUCUUGUGUCACUCGAGGGCGCCAUUUGACGUUGACAUACGAGCCUCGUUGCGCAAUAGACAAACGUCAACGACCAGCAUGAAACGUCAAAUGUCCCGGGCACAGGACCGCACCGACCAAAGCGCCCACAUUAAGAUAAUAAAUUAAUUUCGGGCCAAAAAAAUCUCAACCCAGUAGCGUACGAACCUUUUAAUUAAUUAAUUAGCACUCGACUAUUAUAGUUUUUUCCUUUAAUUAAACAUCAGCAGUAUAUUGUUGUAUAAUAAGAAAUAAAUCAGUGCCAAGCGACGCGGGGGACUACGGGGCGCCCCCGGGGGACACCGACCCCCCUUACCCUUUUUACGUGCGGGAAGGAGGGUCGGUCCGAGGGGGGCCCUAAACAAAUGACGCCCGUUAAGCUCGUUCUCCAGGAAACGACCAUUUUAACGGCAAAACUAAAGGGGCCGAGGUCGCGCAGGGCUCAAUUCCGUAGGCGAGCUGUCUGGGGCGUGACGCCUACGGAAAGCGACGGCGGCCCCUUUGAUUCAUUGUUUUUCCCCUUAUUCCCCACCACCACCCAUUAAAAGAACCCAAAUAUAUAUUAUUAUAUUAUUGAAUACCUACACCGCGUUGAGUUGAAUAAAAGCGUUAUAAUAAUAUUUAAUUAUUGUAACAUAUUAUAAAUAUUUAUAUUUUAAAACCAGUAUAUCAAAAAACAAAUGAAAGUGUAGUUGGUUUUUACUCGGGGGCCCAAAGCUUUCCGGGGCUCCGGGGGCACAAGGUUGACGUCACUCGGGACGACAAUAUACCGGAGCCGGUUAAAGAGGCGGCCAAAGAGUUUAAUUAUGUAACAUAUUAUAAUAAUAAUAAUAAUAAUAAUAAUACAUGUUAUAUUAUAGUAAUAAUAAAUUAGAAAAUAUAUAAAACCUUA
Anthonomus grandis grandis is the source of this 4566-nucleotide messenger RNA. RefSeq names its product diacylglycerol kinase theta. The transcript has 13 exons. Gene Ontology annotation, biological process: intracellular signal transduction; lipid phosphorylation; diacylglycerol metabolic process. Gene Ontology annotation, molecular function: ATP-dependent diacylglycerol kinase activity; RNA binding. NCBI's taxonomy places the organism in Eukaryota, Metazoa, Arthropoda, Insecta, Coleoptera, Curculionidae. Bases 440 to 3475 code for a protein of 1011 amino acids. The record is from RefSeq and is a predicted model, not a curated record.